CUCCAACCCUUCAAUUGGACUCACCAAGAUCAUUGCUCAACACCAGCAGCAUGGCCCCUCGCGUGUUCCUCAUCACUGGCUGUUCAACCGGAUUCGGUGAAGAGCUCGUCAAAGUCGUUCUCGAAAAGGGCGAUUACGUCGUUGCUACCGCACGCAACUCCUCCAAACUAUCUUUCGAGAAUGCAAAUGACUCCAACAGCUUGCUUGUAGAUCUCGACGUGACCAAAAAGGAUUCCAUUGACAAGGCUUUUGACACUGCAAUCACCAAGUUCAAGCGUGUUGAUGUGGUCGUCAACAAUGCUGGAUAUGGCUUAAUGGGCCCAUUUGAGACGUUGUCAGAGAAGCAGAUUAAGCAACAGAUGGAAAUCAACUUCUUCGGUCUGAUUGACGUGACGAGGAAGGCGAUGGAGACCAUGCGCGAAUUAAAGACUGGAGGCGUCAUCCAGCAGGUUACCUCUAUUGGUGGCCAGAUUGGUGUUCCCAAUUUCUCCAUUUACUGUGCUAGUAAAUGGGCGGUUGAGGGUUUCACGGAAGCCAUUUCCAAAGAAGUGAAGCCAGAAUGGGGAAUCAAGUUUACAUGUAUCGAGCCAGGCGGCUUCCGAACAGAUUGGUCCGGCCGUAGUAUGGACUUUGGCGAAAUCGCACGCCCAGCCUACACCCAUGUCGAUCCGAAGAAGCUAGCCCAAGCGCGCCAUGGAAACCAACCAGGAGACCCAGCAAAAGGUGCAAAGGUCUUCUACGACUUAGCAAUCAUGGACGAUCCGCCUCUACGAUGCGUCGUUGGUACUGACGCAUAUAGCAUGAUCACCAAAAAGGUAGAGACGUACAGUGAAAGCAUCAAGAAGUUUGACAAGUGGAGCAACAGCACAGAUGUCGAUGGAUACAAAGCGCCUAGCUAAAUCCUGAUGACGAAGUGCCCAAGAACAGUAUGGUCCACACGAGAUGGAGAUGGAGCAGCGGCGAAUAUCCAUGUUACGCGCAAGCACAGCUGGAGCCGAAUCACAAGAUCUGUCCAAUGACGUUUCCCACAAUUAUGGUUUUUCUUGCAGCCUCCGCCUGUCAUACUGAUAUUGCAGAAGCAUGAGCCGUUUUUGAACCGUUGAGUGGCUGUGGGUCAGAAUACGCCUCCAGAGCCACAUGUUUUCUAUUUGGUGAUGUGAAAUCUAGAUGGGGACGUUUGGUUGCAAGGCUGCUUAUGGUCACACAAGUAUGAUGUGGUAGCUGUCGACACGUUGCGCCCGAUCUACGGAGCCGACUUGCCCUCGAAAUGCAAAUACAACGCAUGGUCAACGACC
Bipolaris sorokiniana ND90Pr is the source of this 1295-nucleotide messenger RNA. RefSeq lists its product as uncharacterized. The transcript is spliced from 4 exons. The coding region runs from base 51 to 899 and encodes 282 amino acids. The record is from RefSeq and is a predicted model, not a curated record. Gene Ontology annotation, molecular function: oxidoreductase activity. NCBI's taxonomy places the organism in Eukaryota, Fungi, Ascomycota, Dothideomycetes, Pleosporales, Pleosporaceae.